AUGCCAUCAAUAUCAACCUGUGAUAAGCUACCUAUUACUGUCCGAGAAUUGGUAAUGGAUUUAUGGGAUCUUGUAAAAAAAGAAUGUCCACAUCUCAAGAUAACCAUCGAUUGUAGUCUCGUUUCUACUUAUGUGAUUUGUGCGAUUUGUGGGCAUUGUAUAUUUGAUGACAAUGAAUACGUGGAAUGCCAGACGUACCUAAUACAUGUACAUCGUCGAUGUGGCCAACUUUUACCACGUGAUUUACAUGAUAAAUCUAUCGAUAUGGAUUUUGAGAACUCUCAUUCCUUGGAUCAAUCCUCGGAUAUGACAGCAAUGAUGAAUCAGCCCACAGUAAUGAUGGAUCAACUUCCGGAUAUGACAGUAAUGAUGGAUCAACCCCCGGAUAUGAUAGUAAUGAUGGAACAACCCCCGGAUAUGACAGUAAUGAUGGAUCAACCCCCGGAUAUGACAGUAAUGAUGGAUCAACCCCCGGAUAUGACAGUAAUGAUGGAUCAAUUACCGGAUAUGACAGUAAUGAUGGAUCAAUUACCGGAUAUGACAGUAAUGAAUCAAUUCUCAGAUUUCCCCUCGGGAAGUACAAACCACGCCUCGGAAAUUACGGGAAGUGACGAAUCACUCCCUGGAAAUUACAAAUCACCCCUUGGAACUUACAAAUCAUCCCCUGGAAGUGAUGGAUCACUCCCUGGAAAUUACAAAUCACCCCUUGGAACUUACAAAUCAUCCCCUGGAAGUGAUGAAUCACUCCCUGGAAAUUACAAAUCACCCCUUGGAAAUCCCUCGGAAAUUUCAAGUAGCGUCAAGGAAUUUAAUGAACAAUUCAAGCAAGCGGCAAUCAAAUUUCGAGAAAGUAGAAAACUUUUACCGAUUUUGGAAAAUGGAUCUUCUAAAGAUCAAUUAUCGGAUUUGGUAGUUAUUUAUGAAGAAAUUGCACCAAAGCGCAAUCAAUCUCGCACAAGAUUAUAUUUACUAGCAAAAAUGGGUGAACUAAUCGCCCAACAAUCCGAAUUAGAAGAGCAUUAUUUGGUACAAGACCCCAAACGAAAAAAAACAAACCAAAGUAGGCUUCGGAUAGCGAGACUGUUAUAUGAAUUAUUUCCAACGCAAUAUGAAUUAUUGCGGCAUACUGAACAAAUUUCAUAUAGUGAUCUUCAAGGUAUGAAUAAUGAUGAGAUCAAACAACUUCAGCAAAUGGUUGCUGUUUGGUCAUCGUCAAUCUGA
Ambispora leptoticha is the source of this 1221-nucleotide messenger RNA. The record is from the annotation of a GenBank genome assembly. Lineage: Eukaryota; Fungi; Glomeromycota; Glomeromycetes; Archaeosporales; Ambisporaceae.